GCUCUUCAGCUCCCGCCGCCCGUGCGUGCGUGUGUGUUUGCUUCUUAUGCACCUACUACGACGCUACACUGUAGCACGCACCCACCCUAUCGCGCUAUGCUCGUACGUUCACACGAGCCUCCCGCUCACGCCAGGGGCCACGGUACCUACCUACCUAGUAGUAGCACUCGUAGCAGGGCGCUUGUGCUCAGCCUCAACCCUCAGCCAGCCUCGCAACCCAGCCUCAGCCGCACGCGCGCACUUGCGCUUGCUUUGUCGCGCCAGGAGCCAGCGCCAGCGCCAACACCAACACCAACGCCAAAGCCAACGCCAACGCCGGCCCUGUUGAUAUUUGCUCCGAGACAAGAUGACACACAGGCCAGCCGAUCGUGUGGCGCACGCGUCGCGGAGAAUAGCAGACGCGCAGAUAGACAGGCAGACAGACAGACAGGCAGACGGGCGUGCGCGCCGACAAGGAGCAAUGACCCGAGGGCGACGUUGGUGGCGGAAGAAUGGCUGACCGGCUGGCGCGAAGAGCGAGAAAAUGCGCCGGGUGGGUGCGCGCAAGCGGGCGAGAGGGCUGCAGCGAGCAGCGACUUGCAAGCAGGGCGGCAGGGCGGGCAGGGGAGGCCUGUCUGUUGGCGCAUGCGGGUGCGGGUUGUGCUGGCAAUGGCGCUGGCGGGGCGCGCGCGCUGAGUGAGCGAGUUGGUGAGUGGGGUCUAUCAUCUAUCUGAGGAACGUGGUAGUGGUAAUAGUAGUUGUUGUGAUUUUUGGUUUG
Molecule: messenger RNA, 757 nt
Organism: Aplosporella prunicola CBS 121167
Lineage: Eukaryota; Fungi; Ascomycota; Dothideomycetes; Botryosphaeriales; Aplosporellaceae
Exons: 2
Coding region: 97-675 (192 amino acids)
Source: RefSeq, a predicted model, not a curated record